Messenger RNA from Scutellospora calospora, 932 nucleotides. Lineage: Eukaryota; Fungi; Glomeromycota; Glomeromycetes; Diversisporales; Gigasporaceae. The record is from the annotation of a GenBank genome assembly.
CUCACGCUCUAUUCCACGCGAUCAGAUUGGGUCCUAGUUUUCUUAACAUUGAAACGACAAAGAUCAUUAUGAACAAGGGUGGGAUUCUGUCUAGAUACUUUAUCCAAAAACUUUAUGAUUCCUAUGGUGUUUACGAUCCUGAAUUAUUGGAAGAAAAGUUAAAAACAGAUCCAAAUUUAAAUAAAGAUCAAAAUAAAAAAUGGUGUAGUGAUUUAUCUUUUGAUGUUUUUAUUUUGCUUUUAAAUAAAGCAAAUAUUCUUUAUGGUGAUAAAUUAAAUCUACAAGGAAAUGAUAUGGAGUUAUUUCAUUAUAAAACUGGUGGAUCGUAUCAUAUUAAUAGAGCUCCUCUUGUCAUGGAAAGUAAUAUCAAAAAUAUUGAAAGUUUGAUAAUUAAUUUUAAAUUUAUCCCAUUUCCUCCGAGAAUUAAUAAUGGAGAAGAAGGAGUGAAUGUAGCUUAUCCUUCUUUUGAUGGUUUUGAAAAUAAUAAACAAUUAAAUGUUAUUGCUAGAAGUAUAUUAUUAAAUCUAAAACUUGUUAAUCUUUGGAAAAGUAUUGGUUAUCAUGAUAUCUGUAAUCAUGUAAAUAGUUUAGUGAUGCAAGGUGCGAUGCUUAUUCUCUUUCCACCACAUGUAGGAUUUAAGCUUGAUAAAGAAAUUCUCGAUAAACGAUUAAAAGAACUUGUUAAUAUAGGAUUUGUUUUAGACAAUAAAACAAUCUUGGAUAUUUUCAAACUUUAUAAACAUAGGUUGAAUGAAGUUGGUGAUGUUUUUUUAAAUUCUUUUAUUGAAAUAUCAAACAUGGAAAAACAGAAAUUCAUUUCAAGUCUCUUAAUUGAUUCUAUGGGAAUGGAGGGUAAUCAAGAAAUAUUUGAUUUCAUUUCCAAAUAUCUUCACGAAUCACUUUUGAUAAAUUUUAAUUUUAAUAUGAUUUGA